Messenger RNA from Scomber japonicus (chub mackerel), 12058 nucleotides. It is a transcript of the gene ep300b, whose product is annotated as E1A binding protein p300 b. Gene Ontology annotation, biological process: positive regulation of transcription by RNA polymerase II. NCBI's taxonomy places the organism in Eukaryota, Metazoa, Chordata, Actinopteri, Scombriformes, Scombridae. Gene Ontology annotation, cellular component: transcription regulator complex; histone acetyltransferase complex; nucleus. The record is from RefSeq and is a predicted model, not a curated record. Gene Ontology annotation, molecular function: histone acetyltransferase activity; zinc ion binding; transcription coactivator activity. The coding region runs from base 2041 to 10752 and encodes 2903 amino acids. The transcript is spliced from 30 exons.
CAAGCCGCCAUUUUGUUUGUCGGACAGACCGUCAGAAACAGGAGGAGAUAACCGAGAGAAGGAGCGACUCCGGCGGCCGACGACACGCCGCUCCGGGAACUGCUGGGGGGAAGAAAAGAGUGGCGAAAUCCUGUCCGUGUUAUCAAGAGAGAGGGGGAAAAGCAUCACCGAAAAGAUAAGACGACAGUGGAGGGAAAAAAACGAGUCGGUGAUAUAUUUAUAUAUAUAUUUAUAUAUAUAUAUUUGUGCAUGAGAAGGAAAUACUCCGAAAAAUCCAAGGAAGGGGGUGUUUUGCGGAGCGGAGACGGAGAGAGGCGGAAGAGGGCUAUAGAUAUUAUAAUAACGAGGAAAUACCUGCGAAAACGGGGGAAAACAUCAACAUGAAAAAUCAUUAUGUGUCCGUCGCGGAGGAAGGAAAGAGCCCGCAUAGACAAUUAUAUAAAUAAAUUGCUGCCGGGCAGAAGGGAGAGGUGGAAAGAAAGACGGGUUUAAAGAGAAGGGGAAAUUGCCAGGAUCAACACGAAGGGGGGCAUUCUCCAUCACAAAGAGUCAAUGAGAGGAUUUUGUCAGCCCAAAAUAUUUUAAGGGGGUGUCAACAUUACUGUGCCCAUCUGAAGCUCUGCUUCCGAAAUAGCCAUAAUUUCUUAGCGAUCCAUCGUCAUUUUUUUAAAUCACAUUUUCGCCUGACGCCGUAGCUCUGCUCCUGUUUUUGAUUAAGAUUGCUCCUUUUUCUCUUCGCUUGUACAACCAAGACGUCCUACAAGCAGUGAGUGAUAGGUGUAUUUUAGCGGAAUAUUAAUUCUUUGCAUUACCAGAGAUUUCAAGUGUUUAAAAAAAAAUCAAGCGAGAACCGGAGGAGGAACCUCAUCUGGAGCACAAGAUAAGUAAACCCCCACCUCCUCCUCCUCCUCUCCAGAUUGUCCUCUGCAAAAUAAAACUAAUUGGAUCAAUCUGACUGCCCGCUGAUUGGCAAUUAGUGCUGUGAUUGCCCUCAAGAACUACGCUGUCAAAGAAAUAUAAAGUCUGCAUCCAAUCGAUUGCACAAGAUCAGUGAUUUUUGAUAAGAUUUUCUAUUUUCAACCUUUGCCUACCCUGCAUACUGCAAUAGGCAGAAUCGCGCAAAAAAAGGAGGGUUGCAUCAACUAAAUGUGCAAUAUUGAGUCCGCUCUUUCUGACCCAGUGCCUUGCAUGGUCAAACACUACAGUAUAGUCACCAUGCACAUGCAAAAGGAAACUCAUGCAUGGAAUUUUACAUUCGGAGUAGAUUUUCUUUUAUCUAAGUAACUGCAAGCCUGGGACCUCAGUGUUUUCAUCUUUCUGCAGAGCUGUUUUAUGCUAUUUAUUCAGUUGCUGUUGAGCCAAUGCAAGUUGUGUUUUUUUUCUCGGUAUUGCACUUGAGAGUACCGCUUCACGCUUUAACUGUAUUUUAAAACCACUGCCGGUCAGUCUCCACACACCGGUUGAUUUGUAAAUCUGUGGCAUGGACAGCAGAGAGAUGACUGAUCCGGUGAGAGCCAUGUUAAAUGCAACUGAGGGUUUCCGAGCUGUUGCAUGAGACCUGCAAAAGUUAACACAGGAAUACACAAUUAGCAUUUCCGUGCCCUUACUGAGACUCUUCACUGGAGCGUUUCAGACCUGAAAUACAGGAUUUCUCCGCCGACUAUGGCGGACAAGACUGAGUGCAGCACGGAGGACGGAUCUUGGGACAGUUUUUGUGUCGCAGAAGAGGCUACAUGAGGUUGUCAGAGGGCCGCACGCUUGCCUUUUUUUUGCCGACUCCACCUUCCCACCUCCUCCUGUUCAAAUCUGAAGAAACAAACUCUCCGACAGGGGAGGGGGACUGACUGAUAUCUGCAGAGAGGAAUAAACCGAGAGGGAGAACUGUGAGGGAAACAGUUCAACAUUGCUGUCCUCUCCCCUACCGUCCCCCAAGCGGUGGGGGAACGAUCAAAGCAUAUGUUAAAGGGAUAAGGAGACACAAAUAAGGGAAAUACGCCUGCCCUCCGUGGAUCUACAGCAUUUUUUUAAUUCGUCAAAAAUAUGGCCGAUAAUGUCCUGGAGUCCGGCCCGCCUUCAGCCAAGAGGCCCAAGCUGUCCUCUCCAGCUCUCUCAGUGUCUGCCAGUGAUGGAAAUGAUUUUGGUUCACUCUUUGACUUGGAGCAUGACCUCCCAGACGAGCUCAUCAGCUCUCCAGACCUGGGACUGACCAAUGGAGGGGAUGUCAGUCAACUCCAUACCAGUCUUGGAGGGAUCGGUAUGGGAGGAGGCCAGGACGCAGCUGCAAAACACAAACAGUUGUCUGAACUCUUGCGUGCUGGACCACCAGCUCAGCAGAGUGGUCCUAAUUCCAACAGCACAGGACCCGGGGCUUCCAUGGGGAUGAUGGGGGGUGUCAGUGUCUCUGGUGGACCCCAAGGCAUGCCCCCCCAGGGACAGCAGCAGCAACCUGGAUUAAUGCAGCAGGUUGGGAUGGUGGGAGGGGUGGCAGCGCUAAAUCGGGCAGCUGCCAUGAUGGGUGCCCAGAAGGGCAACGCUGGACAGCAACAGCAAGGGCUGAUGGCGGGGCAGGUGAUGAACGGCUCGCCGAGAAUGGGUUACCCCGGCAGUGCAGGCAUGGGUAACAAUGGUAAUCUGUUGGCGGAAACCCUACAGCAACAGCAGGGUGGUCAGCAGAUGGGACCUGGGGGUCAGGCAGGGUUAAGACCACAGCAGCCCGGGGCACUGAACAAGAUGAAUAUGAUGGCCAACGCGGGCCCCUAUGGCGGUCCGUACGGCCAGUCUGCUGGCCAGGGGCUGCCUGGAGCAGGGCUGGGCCCACAGCUCCAGAAUAAGGCGGGCCUGCCCAACAAUAUGGCCACCCAGUUCAACAUGGACAAGAAGGUGCAGCCGGGUCAAGGAAUGCCUGGGAUGGCCCCUCAGCAGCAGCAACCCGCAGCCGUCGGCGGAGCGGCAGCAGUGGGAGGGGCUCAGGUUGGGCUAAGUGCCGUAGGGGCUGGUCCCGGCACAGCGCCCCCUACGGCAGACCCCGAGAAGCGGAAGCUGAUUCAACAGCAGCUGGUCCUCCUGCUCCAUGCGCACAAGUGCCAGCGGAGGGAGCAGGCCAACGGGGAAGUGCGGCAGUGCAACCUGCCCCACUGCCGCACCAUGAAGAACGUGCUCAACCACAUGACUCAUUGCCAGGCUGGCAAGUCCUGCCAGGUGGCGCACUGUGCCUCAUCCAGACAGAUCAUCUCUCAUUGGAAGAAUUGCACGCGACAUGACUGUCCUGUAUGCCUGCCAUUGAAAAACGCUGGAGACAAGAGGAACCAGCAAUCUCUUGUCAACAGUGCAGGUGUGGGGUUGGUGAACUCAUUAGGUUCGGGGGUGCCAGGUGGACAGUCCAAUUCGCCGAACCUGAACCCUCCCAACCAGAUUGACCCCAGCUCCAUAGAGAGGGCCUAUGCUGCUCUCGGCCUCACGUACCAGGGAAACCAGAUUCCACAGCAGUCACCGCAGGCCAACAUGCCAAACCAGGGGUUGCCAGGGCAGCCUGGCAUGAGGACUCUGAACACCAUGGGAGCAAACUCUAUGGGAGUGAAUGGUGGAGUAGGGGUGCAGUCCCCCAACCAGCAGUCCGCCCUACUGCCAGACGCCAUGUUACACAUGAAUGCACAGAGUUUGAUGAAUGACGGCGUGGGCAACCUGGGCUCCAUGCCUACUGCCACUCCUCCUUCUGCUGCAGGCAUGAGGAAGUCUUGGCAUGAAGACAUCACGCAAGACCUCCGCAAUCACCUUGUUCACAAGCUUGUGCAAGCCAUCUUUCCCACACCCGACCCAGCUGCACUGAAGGACCGGCGGAUGGAGAAUCUGGUGGCUUACGCUCGGAAAGUAGAGGGGGACAUGUACGAGUCAGCCAACAGUAGGGCGGAGUACUACCACCUACUGGCUGAGAAGAUCUACAAGAUCCAAAAGGAGCUGGAGGAAAAGAGGCGGACACGGCUCCAGAAGCAGGGCAUGAUGCCUGGCCAGCCUAGCAUGGCCUCUUCAGGCCUCCCACAGGUGCCUCCCAGCAUGGGACAGCCACCCAUGGUCCCAGGACAACCCCCAAAUGGUCCUCACGCUGAUCCGUCCAUGGUCCGACCGACUGGACCAAAUCAGAUGGUCAACAGAAUGCAGAACCCAGCAGGAAUGAACCAGUUUGGUCAGAUGGGGAUGCAGUCGAUGAAUCAAAGGUCGACACCUCCUCUUCCUCUCAAUGCUCCGAUGAACCAGAUGAGUAUGGGACAAACAAGGAUGGGUCAGCCUAAUGCCACACAGUUACAGAACCAGUACCUCCCUCCAGGCCAGUUUCCAGGGUCCAGUCCUGGACUUGGUACUGGUCCUGUUGGCAUGAACCAGCCAGGAGCACAGUCUGCUGUGCCACCGCAGAACCAGAUGUCAACGCCGCCUUCCCUCCCAGCCAGCAGCCCUUCGGCACAGUCUGCCUCUUCUGCUCCAGGCUCUGGAGUCUCAGCAGGCUCCAUGGGGCCUGGUAGUGUCGGCGGUGCUGGGCCUCUUCCCAACCUGCCUCCAUCCUCCACCCCAACCCAGACCAACACUUUCCCUCAUUGCCCCCCCAUCCGAACAAACUCCCCCUCACCAGCACGCAGCUUAACGCCUCAACCCCAUCAAACGCCUCCCACGUUACAUGGCUCUCAGACCCCACAGCCACAGACGCCCAGCACACCCCAGCUGCCCCCUCCACAACAACAACAACAACAACAACAACAACCGCAGCAGCAGCAGCAGCAGCAGCAGCAACAACAACAGCAGCAGCAACAGCAGCAGCAGCAGCAGCAGCAGCAAGCUUCGCAGCAGCCGCCAUCAGGGCAGACAGGGAACUCUGAGAAAGCAAAUCAGCUUCCACAGCAGACGCUUGGGGGCGCGGCUUCCUCAGGCCCCCAAGCAAGUCAGGCUUCGAUGCCUACCCAAAAUGCUCAUGUGCCAUUGCAGCUGCCGCAGACCCCAAUAUCUCCGAAGCCUUCUCUGUCCGUAGACGGCCAGGUAUCCUCUCCGGCGUCGGUCAGCAGCAGUACCAACCCCAGCUCCCAGCUCGCCUCGGCCGAUGGCCCCGCCUCGAGCCAGGAAGAGGUCAAAAUGGAGGUGAAGAAGCAGGAGGAUGAUGAGGAGGAAGGGGCUGAAACCCAAGGAGAGGGGAAGGCUCUGGGGAAGAUGGGCAAGGGUCAGCCUGAUGUGAAGACGGAGGAGAAACCAGAGAUAAAGAAAGAGAAGGUGUCAGGAGACGGGUGUAAAGGCGAGCCCAUGGACACAUCAUCAUCAUCAUCGUCGUCAUCAUCAUCGUCGGUUUCAUCGUCGGUAGCAACAGCUGAAGACAAGAAGCCUGAGGUGAAGAAAGAGCCCAAAGAGGAAGAGGAGGGGUCAGGGUCAACGGCCAGCACCAGCUCCCCCGCCAGUGCUCAGAGCAAGAAGAAAAUCUUUAAGCCGGAGGAGCUGCGUCAGGCUCUGAUGCCCACCCUGGAAGCUUUGUACCGGCAGGACCCUGAGUCCCUUCCCUUCCGUCAGCCGGUGGACCCCCAGUUACUGGGAAUACCCGUACGUAUUCGAACUAGUAACAAAACUAACCUGGACUACUUCGACAUCGUGAAGAACCCCAUGGACCUGUCGACCAUCAAGCGGAAGCUGGACACAGGACAGUACCAAGAGCCGUGGCAGUACGUGGAGGACAUCUGGCUGAUGUUCAACAACGCCUGGCUGUACAACCGCAAGACGUCCCGCGUCUAUAAGUACUGCUCCAAGCUCGCCGAGGUGUUUGAGUCGGAGAUCGAUCCCGUCAUGCAGGGCCUGGGAUACUGUUGUGGUAGAAAGUUUGAGUUUUCCCCCCAAACUCUAUGCUGCUACGGAAAACAAUUAUGCACCAUUCAACGCGACGCUGCUUAUUUUAGCUACCAGAACAGGUACCACUUCUGUGAGAAGUGUUUCAACGAAAUCCAGGGCGAGAGUGUUUCCCUGGGGGACGACCCCUCCCAGCCUCAGACGUCCAUCAACAAAGAGCAGUUUCAACGAAAGAAGAACGACACACUCGACCCCGAGCUGCUUGUGGAAUGUACUGACUGCGGUCGUAAAAUGCACCAGAUCUGUGUCCUGCAUAAUGAUACCAUAUGGCCGUCAGGCUUCGUAUGUGACAACUGCCUCAAAAAGGCCAAUAAGACACGGAAAGAGAACAAAUACGCAGCUAAAAGGCUUCCUCAAACCAAGCUGGGGAACUAUUUGGAAUCACGAGUGAACGACUACCUCAAGCGGCAGAGCCACCACGAAUGUGGCGAGGUCACCAUCCGUGUGGUCCAUGUCUCAGACAAGGUGGUUGAGGUCAAGCCGGGCAUGAAAUCCAGAUUUGUGGACAACGGCGAGAUGUCCGAGUCUUUCCCAUACAGAAUGAAAGCCUUGUUUGCAUUUGAGGAUAUCGAUGGAGCAGAUGUGUGUUUUUUUGGCAUGCACGUUCAAGAGUACGGCUCCGACUGCCCGCCUCCCAACCAGAGGCGAGUGUACAUCUCUUACCUGGACAGCGUGCACUUCUUCAAACCUCGACAUCUCAGGACUGUUGUCUACCAUGAGAUCCUGCUUGGCUACCUGGAGUAUGUCAGGAGGCAGGGGUUUACAGCGGGUCAUAUCUGGGCCUGCCCACCCAGUGAAGGGGAUGAUUACAUCUUCCACUGUCACCCAGCGGACCAGAAGAUCCCCAAGCCAAAGCGCCUGCAGGAGUGGUACAAGAAGAUGCUGGACAAGGCUGUCUCUGAGCGCAUCAUCCAUGAUUAUAAGGACGUCUUCAAACAGGCAACAGAGGACCGUCUGACUAGUGCCAAGGAGCUGCCAUACUUUGAGGGCGACUUUUGGCCCAACGUGCUGGAGGAGAGCAUCAAGGAGCUGGAGCAAGAGGAGGAGGAGCGGAAGAGGGAGGAGAACAGUACCUCCAAUGAGAGCACAGAUGCUACAAAAGGAGACAGCAAGAAUGCCAAAAAGAAGAACAAUAAAAAGACAAGCAAGAACAAGAGUAGCUUGAGCCGAGCCAAUAAGAAGAAACCAGGGAUGCCCAAUGUUUCCAAUGACCUUUCCCAGAAACUCUACGCCACCAUGGAGAAACAUAAAGAGGUCUUCUUUGUCAUCCGCCUCAUUGCCGGCCCCGCCGCCAACUCGCUGCCCCCCAUCACUGACCCGGACCCCCUGAUGGCCUGUGAUCUGAUGGACGGCCGUGAUGCCUUCCUGACUCUGGCUAGGGACAAGCACCUGGAGUUCAGCUCUCUCAGGAGGUCCAUGUGGAGCUCCAUGUGUAUGUUGGUGGAGCUGCACAACCAGAGCCAGGACCGCUUCGUCUACACCUGUAAUGAGUGUAAACAUCAUGUGGAGACCCGCUUCCACUGCACUGUCUGCGAGGACUAUGACUUGUGCAUCACCUGCUACAACACUAAAGGUCAUGAGCACAAGAUGGAUAAGCUGGGGCUUGGACUGGACGACGACAGCAACAACCAGUCAGCCGCAGCUACCCAGAGCCCUGGAGACUCUCGCCGCCUCAGCAUCCAGCGUUGCAUCCAGUCGCUGGUCCACGCGUGCCAGUGCCGCAACGCCAACUGCUCCUUGCCGUCCUGCCAGAAGAUGAAGCGUGUUGUUCAGCACACAAAAGGCUGCAAACGCAAGACGAACGGUGGCUGUCCCAUCUGCAAGCAGCUCAUUGCUCUGUGCUGCUACCAUGCCAAACACUGUCAGGAGAACAAAUGUCCCGUCCCGUUCUGCCUGAACAUCAAGCAAAAGCUGCGGCAGCAGCAGCUGCAGCACCGGCUCCAGCAGGCCCAAAUGUUGAGGAGGAGGAUGGCCAGCAUGCAGCGGGUGGGGCAGCCAGCCGGAGGGCCACCAGGAGGACCAGUUGUAGGACUUCCAUCACCAGGGAACAAUGGCACCACUGCACCCAAUACUCCCACAUCUGGUGGAACCCAACCCCCAACUCCCCAGACACCGACUCAGACCAUGCCUCCUGUCCCACAGCAAGGAAUGGGCCCUGGACCUGGAGUCCAGCAGCAACAACCAUCAGGUGGGAUGCCCUCACAAGGUGGAAUGCCCCCUCAGCACCACCUUCACCACCAGUUCCAGCAGAUGGGGGGUGGAGGCGGCGGGGCAGGGGGGAUAAUGAGCUCUCCCCAGCACCAGCCGCAGAUGCUCCCUCAGGUCCAGCAGUCACAGCAAAGUGGGGCAGGAGCAGGGACCAACCCUCAACAGCUCCAACAGCACCACAACAAUUUGCCUCCAUAUACCAGCAGACCCCCGGGCUCCUCCCCAAUCCACCAGUCCCAAGGAAAACCAGUUCUUGGUUCUGCAACACCUCCCCAGCAGCAGCCUGGUGGCGCUGUCAUGUCUGGAAAUGUUGGAGGCCAACAGCCUCCCAACCAGCCCCAGAGCCAGCCUCCUCUUACACAGCAGCAAACAGCUUCCGGCCCCCCACCUGCAGCAGUAGAAAUUGCUAUGAAGAUCCAACAGGUAGCCGAUGCUCAGAGGAAGAUGGCUCUGCAGAGACAAGCAGCUGCAGGCUUGAUGCCUCCUCACCCCCAUCACCAACAGGGUCAAGGUCAACAGAUGGCCAUGGGACAUCCAGGGCAAGUAGGAAUGGUUGGACCCCAGGGCAUGCCACCACAGACCCAAGCAGCAGUGGCAGCUGCUCGGGCACACAUGGAUCAACAACAAGGUGCUCCUCCAGGGAUGAUGGUGGGUGUUGGUGGGCCCAUGCAGCAGCCCCCUCAGCAGGGUAACCUGCCCCAGGGCCAACUCAACCCUCAAGUGCAGCUGCAACAGCAGAGGAUGGGUGCUCCACUUCAAAACCCACAACAACAGCAACAGCAGUGGGCAGGCCAGGGGAUGCCACCCCAGCAGAGGCAAGCUAUGAUGAGCCAGAUGGGCCAUCCGGCCAUGAUGGCAGCUCAACAACAACAACAGCAACAGCAGCAGCAGCAGCAAAUGCAACAACAGCAGCAGCAGCAGCAGCACCAACAAGCUCAGGGCCAUGCUGCCUUGAUGAAUAUGGCACAACAGCAGCAGCAGCAGCAGCAGCAGCAGCAAGGUGCUGGUGGUGGGGUCCCAGGAGGAGCUCUCCCUGGAGUUGCUAGUAUCCCAGGGGCCGCUGGUGGGAACAUCCCCCAGGCAGCCCUCCAGGACCUGUUACGGACUCUACGCUCGCCUAGCUCACCACUUCAGCAGCAACAAGUUCUCAACAUCUUGCGAUCUAACCCACAGCUCAUGGCUGCUUUUAUUAAACAGAGGGCCUCAAAAUACAAGGGGGUACAGGGGGGGCCUGGGGUCCCAGGAGGAGUGCCAGGGGGGGUCCCAGGAGGGGUCCCAGGAGGUCCUGGUCCCACAGGGGGUCCUGUUGGUAAUGUCAUGGCAGGAGGAGUGCAGCAGGUGAACAUGAAUGCUGCAGGUGCCGGCCAGCCAGGGAUGCACAUGGGGGGCCAGGGGGGGACGAAUGUCAACAUGGCUGCUAUGGCCCAGCUGCAGCAGCAACAGCAGCAGCAGCUACAACAGCAACAGCAGCAGCAGCAGCUACAACAGCAGCAGCAGCAGCAGCAGUUACAACAGCAGCAGAGGCCGAUGCUCAGCAGUUUACAACAGCAGCAAGUGGCAGCUCUCCAGCAGCAGCAGCAGCAGCAGCAACAACAACAGCAGCAAGGUGGAGGAAGAGGUAUGCAGGGCCAGGGGCCACAAAUGGCAAAUCUUAACAGUCCCCAGUUUAGAGAACUGCUCAUGAGGCGGCAUCUUCAGCAGCAACAGCAACAGCAGCAACAACAACAACAACAGCAGCAACAACAACAACAGCAGCAGCAGCAGCAGCAGCAACAACAGCAAAUGGGAGUGAAUCAUGGCCAGUUCCAGCAGCCACAGCCACCUCAGGGGCAGGGCUACAUGGGACAGCCUGGAAUGCAGCCUCAUCCAGUGGGAGGCCCACCUGGAGGCCCACCUCUAGGUCCUCAGCCUGGUGGUCCCCCGGGCCAGCAGGGACAGGUUUACCCAGGGUCGGUGGCGCAGCAGCAGGCACUGCAACAGAGGCUCCAGCACCAGCACCACCUCCAGAUGCAGCAGCAGCAGCAGCAGCAGCAGAAUGCCAUGGCUGGCCUGCCAGGUGGUGAUGCAGGGCCAGGUGGAGGGGCUGUAGGAGGUCCUCAACAGCCACCUCAAGGCCCUCAGCCCACUCAAGGUGGCCCUCCACCUCAAUCCUCUCAGGCCCUUCUCCAGCAGGCCCUCCAUCAGAGACUGCUCCAGCAGCAGCAGCAGCAGCAUCUUGGCCCAGGGGGGUCACCGGCUCAGCACAGCAAUCCCAUGAGCCCUCAGCAGCCACAGCAGAUGGCUCAGUCCCCUCACCCACACCUGCAGGGCCAGGCACUGCCCACGUCACUGGCUAACCAGGUGCGAUCCCCACAGCCCUCACCCAGACCACAGUCCCAGCCGCCACACUCGAGCCCGUCCCCACGCAUGCAGCCUCAGCCCUCCCCACAUCACAUUUCCCCCCAGAUGCAGACGGGCUCCCCACACCCGGGCCAUCUGAACCAGCACCACCCGGGUAUGGUACAACAGCCACCGACUCAGCAGCAGCAACAGAACUCAAUGGAACAGUUUGGGUCGGACCAGAGCGCUAUGCUAUCUCAGUUGAGCGGCAUGGUGGGUCUUCACGGGCCAGGGGGCAACAGUCAGGACCCACUGGGUCAGAACAUGAAUCACAACCCUUUGGACAUCAUGUAGGAAUUCUACUUAACGUGUCAAGUUGAGCUGAAAAGGCUCCUGUGAUUCUUCGCACAAACUGCACUCACCCAGGACAGUGUUAUUGUUAUUACUUAGCCUUUCUUUUUUAUACUAUUAUUAAAUGUUAUUUAAAAUGUUUUCAAUAAAGAUGCAUUGAACUGAACUUCCUAUGGGAGAUGAACAAUAAAUCAAGCAGUCAUUAAAUAAAUUAGAAUAAAUAAAUUGUAAGUUAUUGCUGUUAAUAUAUUUUUUUGCCAAUUGUGGACAAAGAGGGGGGACGGUUUCUUUAGCACCCCACCCCCCACCCCCCCUCCACCUCCACCUCUUGCAGAAUACAAGAAAGGUAAUAUUUUCGGGGUUUGGGGGUAAAUAGGGGUACUUGCCUUUUUUUAAGAAACGUUUUUAAGAUUUUAAAAGUGGACAAGAAUUAAAGAGGAAAUGAUUUAAUGCAAAGAACUUUUUUUUUGUUUACCUUCAUUCAUUCUGUCUUUCAGUUUUGCAGAGUGAUGUGGAUUAUUAUUAAUGUAAAUCCAAACAAUGAUGCAUAUCUUCCUUUUUUUUUAAAUGUUUGGGUUUGCUUUAUUUAUUGUUUUCUUUAUGGGAGGGUUGGUCGGGUGGGGUGGGGGUGUUAUGUACCCUAAGACUGCUACAAUUCGUAUAGAAAUAUAUUUUUGUUAUUGACUGUUAAGGCGGGGGGAGGGAGGGGGGCGGGUUAGUGGAUAUUUCAUUUCACUUUUGAUGUCUUUAGUUGGGUCUGUCCAGGUGGGAUUAAUGAAAUGUCAGUGUUUUUUUUGCAGUUGUUGAGGGUCUGCUGUGAGUUUGAGAUGUUGAACGGACACAUGGCGACGUCCCAGCCAGCUUCUGUUAACGGACAUCUAUCAUGCUGGAAGGGACUCUUCCCUCGCAAACAUGCAAGCCCUCUCCCUCGAAUGUGUGUGCACUCCUUCCUUUUAAAGACACUUAAAUACAGAGCAGUGGAGGCUUGGGGAGGGGGGGUGCAUACCUGUGUGCCUGUAACUUUUUGAGUACAUGGGCUGGGAUGUGAAAAAAAUGAGCGGGGUGGGCUCCUUUUUUAGUGUUUUUUUUUUUGUUUGUUUGUUUUUUUUAGUUUUUUUUUUUUUUUUUUUAGGAUUCUACUGUUUGGAGUAAACAGAGGAUUAUUGAUCCAAAUGAACUGUGUUGCACAGAAAUGAGGAGAAAGGAGGAGAUAUGAGCAGUCGGUCUCCGUCUCUUUCUGCCUCGUCCCCUUUGCUGCUUCCCUUGGACUUAAAAUCCCCCCCCAUCUCCUCCUCCUCCUCCUCCUCCU